CAGAAAAUCUAGGGACAAGCUCCACCGGCCCAGCCAGUCGGCGAGAGGCAGACGUACAGCAGACGCAGCGUCAAACCAUCAUCAAUGUGUGUGGCCGUGGCAUCUGAGCUGCUCAUGGACAAAACGCCUUAUGUUCUCUUGGAGCGAAUCGACGCCGAUUUACAGCGGGCGUUCGAGCAUGGGCUUCAGCAGAUUCCCAUCGCCAAAAGGAGGCCAAUAGUCCUCGUCGAAAAGCUGCCUGUCGCUGUUACAUAUGGACUGCGACAAAGUGGGGAUAACCCAAGUGGGCAGCCAGCAAGAAAAAUUCCGAAAAGAAAGCUGUCACCAGGUCCUUCAAGGCGACCCUGCCCUGACACACCGAGCAAACAUGUCUGUUGCAGCACUAAAUGCUCUCGGAAAUACCCACGCAUGAGGUUGUGGACAGGGCCUAAGAGCAAUGGAAGACAGAAAACGGGAUCGGCCAAGGAAAACAUGGACAAAACGCCUUAUGUUCUCUUGGAGCGAAUCGACGCCGAUUUACAGCGGGCGUUCGAGCAUGGGCUUCAGCAGAUUCCCAUCGCCAAAAGGAGGCCAAUAGUCCUUGUCGAAAAGCUGCCUGUCGCUGUUACAAAUAAACUGCGACAAAGUGGGGAUAACCCAAGUGGGCAGCCAGCAAGAAAAAUUCCCAAAAGAAAGCUGUCACCAGGUCCUUCAAGGCGACCCUGCCCUGACACACCGAGCAAACGUGUCUGUUCCAGCACUAAAGGCUCUCAGGCCCUGUCCACAACCUCAUCUGUGGGUAUUUCUGAGAGCAAUGGAAGACAGAAAGAGGGAUCGGUCAAGAAAAACCUGGCUGUGCUCCUCGGUGUCCGGAGCAGGGGAGUUCCAGUCGUUAAACUUGAGCGUCUCCAGACUGACAGUGUACAAGCAUUGUGACAUGCCCUUUCAAGACAAUGUGACAGCAGAUUCCCAAUCACCUGGCAACGAGAAAGUAAAUUCUGAAGACUCUGAUACUGAGUGUGAUCUUCCCAAGUUCUCAAAAGCAAGUCGCAGAUGGAAGACUGGCCACAGCCCCCGCAAGAUGACUGCCGUUAGGUACCACGAGACAGAAUCCUCGGACGACAACCGGUCCGUGUCUUUAUUAAGCGUUAGUUUAUCCCUCCAAACGAGUGCACAUGAAACAAGAUCCUAAGGUGCAUUUCUGCCAACUUAUUUUGGUGGCUGUUCCCUUGACUGCUGUUUAAAGGAUACACUAUGCAGAACGGGCAAACCUAAGGAUGAAGCCUUGUUGAGACUCCCUGGCUUCACAUUAUGUAUGUUGCUGCCAUGGUGGUAACUGUUGGGUAAUGACAGCUAUCAGCUAUUGCAAGUGCAGUUGCACAAUCUCUUAUUACUCACGUGCCCUUUCCCCAUAGGUAUUGCAUUGUUACCAACGUACACCCAGAAUAGUAAAGUAUGCUCAGUGUUAUGAUUAACUGUAGAUUGAAGCGUUGCACACGAAGUAGUUGCACAGGUAAAUCUGAAGGACAUGCUUUCUAACAUUGUUGAUCAAGGAACUCGUUAGUUUAUCUACUGGCAUGUCAUAAUUCGUUGCAGUGACAGUCACCUGGUAGUUGCUUCUCGUAAUAAAAUGUUUGUUGCAAGACAAGAUGUUUUGUAGUUUUCGGAAAAAAAUAAAUAUUUAGGAUUGUGCAACAGU
Molecule: messenger RNA, 1678 nt
Organism: Dermacentor silvarum
Lineage: Eukaryota; Metazoa; Arthropoda; Arachnida; Ixodida; Ixodidae
Exons: 8
Coding region: 85-915 (276 amino acids)
Source: RefSeq, a predicted model, not a curated record